AAGGACUGUUCAUUAAAGAAAGUGGACAUCUGUUUACCAAUAGUUUAGAGUUAAAACUAAACAAAAAAUUGUGAAUUUUUGCUCAGUGUGUAAAAACAUUGUUCACUUCGGCAACACACUCAAAGAAAACGGAAAAAGUAAGAAAUUUCGAGCGAUAGGUCGUAUUAGCUUUGCGACUAGCAGAUUAAUUCUGCACAAAUGGUGUUCCAAAAAGUUGUCGUUUCGAGAAUUGGCUUACUAAUACACUUCCGGGACCGCAAUUUUUUAACGCUAAACAGGGGACAGCUGUGCCAGAUGAUGUAGGGUACAUCAGAACUGAAAAAUUUGGGAAAAAGUUUUUAGUGUGGCAAGCCAAUUGUUCAUGUGGCUUAAAGAGUUCUUCGUAUUUCACAACGGGAACAAUCAACGAUGAAAAUAACAGAAAGGAAUGCAUCAAAAAACGACUUCUACUUAUCUACCGAAAACAUACGGAUCCUCUUUUGUUUUAGGUGGAUCUGGCAUCCGCUUAUUACGCUUCUUCUACACUAGAGAUGCUCAAUACGGAAAAAGUCGAUUUUGUCGAAAAAUGGCAAAAUCCUCAAAACUUCUCUGAACAGCGUCCUAUGAAAAGAUACUGGACAAUAAUAAAGCGGCAUCUUAAGAAAGAUGGAAGAGAAGCAAGCUCUGUUGAUUGGUUCAGAAAAAUUUGGCCUGCGGCACAACGAAAAGUUACGGAGAAAGUUGUGCAGAAUCUAAUGGGAGGUGUCAAGAGGAAAGUCCGAGCGUUCUUCCGAAAAACGAAGUAAAUGUUCAAACUCACGUGAAUUUGGCCACAUGUAUGUUGAUUGUCAUUUAUAAAAAAUUAAAUUAUGAAUUUGUUCGAAAAUACACAUUUUCUAUUGAAAAACAGGUGUCCACUUACUUUAAUGAACAGUCCUUAGUGCAGGACUCUUGUAAACUAUUUUACACAAUAUUACUUUUAUUUUACAUAGAUUUGCUUGAAUGAAACUGCAUUUGGUUGAACUUCACUCGCAUUGGAAAAUCUUUGUGAAUGUAACGCAAAUGUAGGAAUGAUUUUGACAGUGUUUGUUUUGAUUUUAUUUCUCGGUGGGUGGUGAAUUGGGUGGUAAGUACAUUCGAGUACGACGCGUCGAAGCGAGUGAUUGUUGGAAGUGUCUCGGCUCGGAAAAAGCAAAAAAUCGGUGCAAAUUACGUGAAAUAGCUGGAAAUUUUCGGUGAAUAGCGAGAGUUAAGUGAAUUGACUUUGGGUGAAAACAUUUUUGAUUGAGGAUAUUACGAAAAGAACGAAAAAAAAAUCAGUGAGUUGAGUGAAAACAAAAAGUGAGGUUAGCGUCACGAUGGGAGCGGAAGACGACCCACCGGACGGUGGAGGUAGAGCAGCUUGGAACCAAGUGGACUGGGCACAAGACAUGGAUGCGGAAGCUGCCGCAAGCAACAAGAAUCAGCACGACGAUGACAAACCCAAGCGAGAAAACGUGAUCUACACUCACCAAGACGCAGCUCCGUACAGAGUUUACUUCGAAUUGCGGAACGACGAAAACGGAACGAAGAAAAUCAACAAGUUCGGACUCGGAUCAACACUGCGCAGCAACGACACGUACAAACGUCACAUCGUCGACAUGAAGUACGCAGGAAGGCAGAAAAUCCUAGUAUUUCUGAACAGCUACGUGAAAGCAAAUCAACUGGUGAAAAACAUCAACGAAUCGAACAGCAUCUACCGAGCAUACGUGCCAAAGCACCUGGUGUGCAUCACAGGAGUGCUAGCGGGAAUCCCUGCUGAAAUCCCGAUCGAGCAAAUCGAAGAAGAUUUGGAAUGUGAAGUGCCGAUCGUUGGGGUUCGGCUCCUCACACGGUUCAUCGAUGGAGCAAAGAUACCAACCAACCGCGUCAGUGUUACGUUCCGAGCAGACAGUCUACCAGAACGGGUCAGAUUGUUUUGCUGCUCUAGCCGCGUUCAACCGUUUGUGCAAAAGGUGGUGAUCUGCCUAAAUUGCCUACGCACGAACCAUCGCACUGCGAACUGCCGAAGUGCAAAGCGUUGCCAGCGAUGCGCAGAACGACACGAGGACAACAAAGAGUACGAAAGAUGCCAAAAAGGGCAGAAGUGCGCCAACUGCAGAAGCACGGACCACACUACAACAGAUCCGAACUGUCCCGAAAUCAAACGUCAGGACAAAAUCAAGAAGCUUAUGGCAAAGAGGAAUCUCACAUACGCAGAAGCGAAAGAGCAAGUUCCAAUUGCAAGUCAAAACGUGUACGAAGCCCUGUACGAUGCUGAAGAAUUCCCGACUCCGGCAGAAACAUUUGCGGACAUGGCAAAAGGCAGCUUCCGCUGGAAGGAUCCGCUGCGAGAGCAGUGGCUGCUGGCCAACAACGAAAGGAAGAAACUACAAGCUGCGGUGAACAUGGGGAAACCAGACAAACAAAACAAGAAGAGGAAAACAACAAACGCGGACAGAACAACUGAAAGGCGUAAUCUCAUUGUUGGAAACGAAGCAGAAGAAGCUAGCAACGGAGUAGCUCUUAACAACAAUCAACGUGUGGACGAAAAGGAGCGCUUGGAAAGUCUUUCCAAGCAGAUCAUGGAUCGGGUACAGAAGGAGCAACAGAACCUGCUGAUGACGUUCUACGCGGACUUCAUCGCUCAACUGGAUAACGACGAAAACACCAAACAGAAGUUCAAGAUGUGCACCAAUAGGCACUUCAAUUUCGCAAAGUCAGUUAUACACCACACCGACACCAAGUAAGGUAAGCACUUCUUCAUUACAUAGCUGUAACCAGAAAAAAAAGAUAAAUAAAUAAAAUUAGCUUUUACCUCAUACCAAGUAAAAUUCGGGGAGUUAAAGAAAUCAAUAAAAGUACUACAGUGUAACGUGCAGAGUUUUGAUAAAAAUAAGGCAGAAAUCCACAGGGUUCUAUUCGGUGAAGGCUUCGAUGUAGCUCUCUUGUCAGAGACAUGGACUAGUGCGGCACAGGAAACCACCAACAAGUACCGAAUCGCUGGAUGCCACCUUGUUGCCAAUUCAAGACACGAUGGUUACGGGGGAACGGCGAUCCUUUUGAAGAACGAGCAUAGCUAUACCAGAGUAAAUCUACCUGCCCUAUCCGAUAAAACACAAGCUGUAGCAAUUUCGGUGUUAUCGCUGAACUUGGUCCUCUUUUCCGUGUACGUCAGCCCUUCAAUCAGCUUAUCCGACUUCAAGGAAGACAUGCAAGUUCUGUUUGAUACUACACAUCGGUUUGACAGAGUAAUCGUUGGAGGGGAUUUCAAUGCCCACCAUGGAGACUGGGGAGACUGGAAUGUCGAUAGAAAAGGGGAAAUACUAGCUGAUAUGAUCAACGACUCGAACAGCCUUCUGUUGAAUGAUGGAUCUAUGACGUUUGUUCCGCUAAGGUUAGGAUGUAGGUCUUCGGCGAUAGAUCUUAGCAUGUGCUCUUCACAGAUGCUGUCACACGUUCAGUGGCGGACGCUAGCGUAUGGCAUUGGCAGUCACCACGUAGCAAUUGAAAUUACAAUCAACAACGGUAAGAUUGAGCGACCAAAGUAUUGUUACGACAAUAAGAAAAUAGCAUCUUCGAUAGCAAGCUUGGAACCAACUGAAAUACACAAUGUAGAGGACUUGAAAUCAGCGAUAAAGAAAAUACGGAAGUGCAACAGGAAGAAAGACACUAAAACGCCCAAGUUUUGGUGGUCGGACUCGGUGGACCAGGCUUGGAAAGAGAAGACAGAAGCGAGACGGGCUUUCAACAGGGAGUCCAGUUUGCAGAAUCUCAUCCAGUUCAAACGCAAAGCAGCCAUUUUUCAAAAUCGAAAACGUGUGGAAAUCCGGAAGAAGUUCGACGAAUUUGCAGAGGAGAUUGGUCCACAUACCAGUGCCAACGAGUUGUGGAACAAAAUCGGUAGGCUCACCGGAAAGAAGAUAAGGACCGCAGAGAAUAACCCCAUGUUAGAUGAUUUGAAUGCAGCGAAUUCAUUCUUGGAUAAACACUUCGGGCCACAUGAUCCGGAAGACUGGAUCGAUCCAAUACCAGUAGCGUCAUACAAUUUGCUGGACUCGUCGAAAUGGGAAGAAAUUAUCCAGAAGAAGAAACGAAGAUCGGCUCCAGGGGAGGACGGUAUUUCAUAUGAAGUACUACGUCAACUAAGUCCAAGAGUAGCGGAAAACGUGAUCGAAGAUUUAAAUCGAAUGUGGAUUCGGGGUACCCUAACUGAGGAGCUCAAGACCAUCAAAGUUGUAGCAAUACCAAAGCCAGGUAGAGAUCAAUCAACGGUAGAAGGGAAAAGACCAAUUUCACUGGUACCUACCAUGACCAAGGUAAUGAAUACAGCUGUAUUAGACAUGCUACAAAAUCACCUUUACCAGAACAACAUCCUGCCAGAGAGGUCAUUCGGAUUUCGGCGAGGAAACUCAACAUCUACUGCAAUUUCAUUUGUCAUUAAUGAAAUAACAAGAAACAAACGAGAAAACAAACUGACUGCAUUAAUAUGCGUAGAUUUGUCGAACGCGUUUAAUGCUGUUCGCACAGACACUUUGCUAGAAACUUUAGCUAGCAAAGGAACAUCCGUUGAGGUCGUAACGUGGAUAUCUUCUUUUCUAAAGAACAGGAAGAUUGUUCUGCACCAGCGUCAUGGGGUGAUCUCGCGAAGAGUUUCAAACGGGCUGCCACAAGGAGAUGUCUUGUCUCCAACACUAUUUAACGUGUACACUACUGUGUUGCACGACAUACGCGUAGAAGGAAUCACAUUGGUUCAGUAUGCUGAUGAUUUCGAAAUAAUUGUUACGGCAAACAACUGGGAAACUUUGAAUGUUAGAGCACAGGAAUAUAUGGAUAAGUUUGUGGCAGAAUGCGAAAAACUAAAUUUGGCAAUAAACUCCGAAAAAUCGAGCGUGAUGGUGAUGAGUGUGAGCAAUAGAACUUUAAAUGUGAAAAUUAGGGAUAAUGCGAUAGAAUCGGUAAUAAAACAACGGUACCUUGGGAUCACUAUAGACCGGUCCUUAACCUUUGGAGCUCAUAUUAGACUAGUGCGGGAGAAAGUUCAGGAGAGAUUGUGCAUGCUGAAAGUUCUUAAUGGCGCCAAAAAAGGAGCACAUCCAGAUACGAUGCUAAAAGUAUACCAAUCCCUCAUCCGGAGUACUAUGGAGUAUGGAUGCUCCGCCCACAACAAUGCCAGCAAAACAUCAAGGAGAAUGCUAGAAGUGAUAAAUAAUCAAAGCUUGAGGAAAGCCACUGGUAGUACAAAAUCUACGCCACUAAAUACGCUUUCUGCGAUAAGUGGACAACCACCAAUAGAAUUUCGACAGGAGAUGGUCACUUGCCGUGAAAUUGCUCGUUGUUUAUCAAGAGGGAACGUUCUUGGCAAACAAUUGAGUAAUAUUUUGGUUGAAGAAGAAACACAUCUAGAAAAAUACUCGUAUAUGGAACAACUCUACUUACACAACAAAGCUUCGUUCGACAUGUUGAUGCAGAAUGAACGGAUUAUAGAUGUUGACCAAGUCGAAAUAAAUGCGUAUCUAGGUGAAAAAAUGAUCAAGAAGGAUCAACUUAGCCAACUGAAGCUGAAACAACAUACCCUCGGCUUGAUCAACGGAAAAUACAAAGGUAGGGGCAGGAUAUGGACAGACGCUUCCAAAGAUAGAGGCAAAUGUGGAAUUGGAAUAUUUGUAGAAGGUCAAAGAAGGCGAUACUAUUAUCGAUUACAACACAACACUAGUAUUACAUCAGCGGAACUCACGGCGAUUUGGGUGGCUAUGCAAAUAGUCGAAGAAGGUCAGCUGCUACACUACGUAGUACUAACAGACUCUAGAUCAUCUUGUCAAAUGCUGGAAAGUGGGAUAGACACUGGCGAAGGAGAAACAGUGAUUGCGGAGAUAUUACGAAUAGCGAAGAGUUGGAGAGUAACCAUACAAUGGGUACCCAGCCACAUUCAAGUGUCCGGCAAUGACGUGGCAGAUAUGUUGGCAAAAGAGGGAACAAAAGAUGGUGCACCGGUUUUCGAAAACAAGCUGUUACUUAAGGACCUUUUCCUGGAAUUCACCAAACAACUAGAGGACAGAACAAAACGAUGGUAUGAGGAAGCGUCUCAGGAGAAGGGAAAGAAGUUCUACGCAAUACAACCUACGUGGAAUGCACAGCCGUGGUUCACAAAAGCUGAUCUGAAAGGAAAAGACGUUCGACUGCUAAAUCGACUUAUGUCAGGACAUGAUUACUCAAAAUACUGGUUGGCUAAAAUGAAACUUAAAGAUGACCCAAAUUGCGACCUGUGUGAUGAACACGAAACUGCCGAGCACGUUAUAUUACACUGUCCCCGUUUUGGUAUGCAACGACAACAAUACAGUUUUGAUUGUCGUUACGCUAAUUUAGAAGAAAUCUUUAAAACUGGUAACAAAAAGCUAUUCGAAGAAGUUGCAAACUUUGUGAAAGAGAUGAAAUUGGACCUAUGAAACACAACGAAGGCAUCAAAAACACAAAACAACUGGGCAUAUAGUCUUGUAACUGGCCCAACCCGCUGAGCCGUCAGCAGAUGGCUCAAAACAGAAAGAAGAAGAAGGGUGGUAAGUAAACGGCUGGAAGCACGUGGUUUCUCAAACUGUCAACUGCACUGUGGCAAUCGGUUGCCUAGGUGUCGCUAGUUUAAAUUUACAUAGAAAAUUUGAAUAAAAUUGUUCGAGCUAGAACGUCUGUCUGCGCUAAUACGGUGCAACAUUCUACAGGUCCAUGGAAUAUUGUUCUAUGAAGACCUAAUUUCCAAAGAUGAUCUAGGUUCUCCAAGACCUUCCACGAGUAGAGGCCUUCCAAUCUACAAGCGUAAUCAACGGAUUCGUUAUGACAUUACUGAUACGGAGCAUUGAGCUGAAAAGAAAUAAUCUUCUAAAUAAUCUUCUAAAUAUUCUAGGUCUUAUUCUCAAAAACUACCUUCCAUGGACCUGUAAGAUGAGGCAUCGCAUCAGUAAUGCACGCUUGUAGAACUUAAGGACUAUAUUCGCAUAAGUACUUGGAGGACCUAGAGCAUCUUUGGAAAUUAAUACUCUAAGGGCCGAUUUCUUCACCUCGGCUUAACCGGUAAGCCAGGCUUACCCAUACAGUUAAACCUGGCUUAAAGCUUAAGCCAGGGUGAAGAAAUCGCCCCUAAGAAACUAUCUUCCAUGGAUCUGUAGGAUGUUGCAUUGUAUUAGUAAUGUUCCAAAAAUCCAUAAAUUAUGCUUGUUGAUCUCAAGGCUUUUACUCGCGGAAGUUCUAUCUUGGACUACCAACAAUAUCUUUAAAAAAAUACUUCUCUAAAGAACCAUGCCCCAUGGAACUGUAGGAUAUGUAACCGGUUGGUUAAAAUCCUUAGGUUUUUGUUUGUAUGAGUGUUUGUAUUUGUGAAAAUUCAAGUUUUUAUUCUAUUUUGAAUAUAAAAAUACAGAAGAGUACACCCUAGUGAGAAACCGCACCGCUGUAAAUAGACCGAAAGAGAAUACUGAAGGGAACUGCAAAGUAUAAAUACAAAUGGGGUAAAGAUGGCUAAUGCGAAAUUGAUAAACUUCUCAUGGGCGCUGCCAUCUUAUAUAUGGGAAGAUUGGGGAGAAACAAGCCAGGUAUCCGUGUAAAAAGAGUGUUGGGUAGUGCAGUGCAGUGUAAAACUGAUACUAAUUUAUACCAUUAUACCCCCGCUCCCCCUUGGAAGGGGAUUUUGGGAAGCUUGCCUGCCUCCGUUCAGGACCUUGUAUCGGUUUAUACGACGGUCAACACACGGCUGCUCGGGAGUCAAGAUGGCCCCCGAGCCUAAUAGCAAAGGAUACGCCAUCGUCCAAGCCCGGACGAUCUCCUCAGGUCAUUGGCCUUAAACGUCAAGGAGGAGUUCCCCUCUCGGCCGUCCUACAGGAUGUUAUACUGCAUCAGUAGUGUAAUUAUAACUCAUUGAUCAGUUUUGCAACCCCUGGCGUCGACAGUGUUGAGUGUUUUCUUGCGGUGCUCCGUAAAGUUAAAAUUAAUCGCUUUCCGUCGGUGUCGCGACCGGAAAAAGUAACGUAAUUCAAGGUACACCGUGUCGUACUACCCGAGAUGAGAUAAGUGUUAUUUGCUGAAUUUAAGUGCGAUUUGGUGAAUUUAAGGAAGAUUUUUGGUUUCUGUGCCCAGCGAAAAGAACUUGAGAUCGCCAUCGCAGUAGAACAACCUCCGCGUCAGUUUUUUUUUUUUAACUUGCAUGCAAGUUCGUCUGCUUUGCUAACAUUAUUUCUGCGCUAGCGAGCGUCGUUCAAACCGACGGUUGACCACCGGCUAGAUAGCCAAUAAAAUAAUAAAGUUGCACUUGAAAAGAAACAAAUCUCGCUCCAUCGUUGCUUCACCUUCAACACGCCCCACCAGCGAUGUCGCUGAGUGUGGGCUUUCCCCCUCUACCGGGUGACCCCGGAGGAGGACCUUCUAGUUACAUCGACGGCACAUACAGUGGGGCAACAUUACCCAGCUAUAUGGACCCGCAUGGAAACUACGGUGAACUGAUUGUGCUACGCAUGGAACCAGUGAAUGGCAAAAUGCCGGACCACCCUUUCACACUCCGCCAAUCCAUCGAAAAGAGAGUAAACGGCAGGAUUGAAGGUGCCAUUUCCGAAGCGCAAGGCCGAUCAUACGCACUAAAAGUCAGGAGCAGGCACCACCUCGAAAAACUACUAUCGAUGACGCAACUCAUCGACGGUACCGCAGUGAAAGUAUCCUACCACCCCGGGCUCAAUUCAACACGUUGCGUUAUCAGCUGCCGCGAUUUGAUGAAGAUGAAGGAUGACAAUGAGAUACUCGAGUGUCUAAAGAACCAGAACAUUACCGGUAUCCGCCGAAUCACUAGGAGAGUAGGUGAUAACAGAGAAGUUACACCCACAGUGAUUCUUACCAUUGGUAGUACCACGAUCCCCGAACACAUCGACAUCGGUUACCAGAGUAUUCGAACCCGACCAUACUACCCUGCACCCAUAAUCUGCUACCAGUGUUACCAAUUCGGCCACACAAGGCAGAGGUGCCAGAAGCAGAUACCAACUUGUGGAAAUUGCAACCAGGAGCACGAUAUAACGCCAGAUGUGCGAUGUCAGAAUCCUGCAUACUGUGCCCGGUGCAAUUCCAACGACCACUCUGUUAGCAGUCGUAAAUGCCCGGUUUACCAAAACGAAGACGCAAUACAACACAUACGAGUGGAUCGAGGCUUGUCAUAUCCCGAAGCCAGGAGAGCUUUCGAAGCAAGUACUGGCCAGCGCUCCUUCGCAGGUAUUGCAUCCCAUAGCAAGGACAAAACCAUCUCCGACCUAUCAGCGAAAUUGGAAGCCCUGUCCGGACAAAUGAUGGAAAAGGACGCCCAGAUAAAGGCUCUUGAGGACAAAAUGUCGACAGGAACCGCCCCGACCAGUAUCACCGAAUUCCACCGACUCGAAAAAAUGAUAAUUGACCUACAAAAGGAGAUCCAGAGAAAGGACGAGAGAAUCCAAACACUGGAAAAAGCCUUGGAGAAAGACUCUAGGAUGGAUCUUACCCGUAGGCAUGGAACAAUUGAAGAUCUUGUCGCUAAAGUCUCGUCCCUCCAAGAAGCCUUAAACAGAAAAGAUAAGGAAAUUCAAGCCCUUCGUGCAACCCCCAAGGUUGCACUCGUCCCUACCGUUAAAACCAACACCAAACCCCAACGACAGCAACCCACAAAAACACUACCCUCCACAACGCCUGGCCUUCCGGGGAACAGCAACCAGAAAGGACCAGUCAAAAAUGCACCUGUCGUCUCCAAUGGAAUAAAAGGAAAGGAUACAUCAGUCACCGUGGUAAAAAACCUAACGGUAUUCGCCUCGACGCCGAUGGAUAGUGUGGCUUCCGAGUCCACUACAGGAACAAAACCAAAACGAGGGAAAAACAACGUCGAGCAAACCAGCGCUAAACGAACCAAGGCUAAUGAACCAGUGAUGUACAUCUCGGACACAGAAGAUUUUAAUGCACUCGAAAGUGACCUCUACACCGAGUCAGAGGUCAUAGAACACGACAUCUCGUCUUCGUCUGACGAGACAAUGGAAGAUAACGAAACAGCAGGAGUGGUUUCGUAGACCACGUCCUACCUUCAUAAACCACCCGCAAUAAUACCCACCAUCACCAAUGUCUACUUCAAAAAAAUUCCUUAACCACGAUGAAAAUAACAUGCACGAAACACAGGACAAUACCUACAACACGCCUCAAAACGAACUUUUCACCCGUACCAUCGUAGCAACUCGUACAACACCGCCAGUGCCAGAACUGGAAACCGACAAAGCAGUAGUGUCAGAACUCGUCUCCGUCAUAAACACUUGCCCACCACUUGUCUUAGCUUCUAGCAAGGACGAGAACACAACAAAUGUUUCGAGUAAGAAGGAUAAGGUCUUCAGUCAAAAAACUUUGGUGGACUGGAACUGGUGGACAGCCUCCAGCUUUCGUUGGCAAAUUUUUCAGUAACGGUCAGCGAGGGAGUCAAUGGGACGCGUGAUGACUUCAUAUUCCCCCAUCUGGAUGUCGAGGGAAUCAAGAAAGCGAAUACAAAGGAUAAGGCCACGGGCAGUCGGGGCCCCUCCUGUGCGGAAGACUUUGGUGGACCGGAACUGGUGGACAACCUCCGGCGUUCGUUGGCAAACUCCUCAGAAACGGUCAGCGAGGGAGUUAAUGGGACGCGUGAUGACUUCAUAUUCCCCCAUAAGGAUAAGGCCACGGGCAGUCGGGGCACCUCCAGUGCGGAAGACUUUGGUGAACCGGAACUGGUGGACAACCUCCGGCAAACUCCUCAGAAACGGUCAGCGAGGGAGUCAAGAUGAGGCUGUGCGAAGAAAAUGGGACGCGUGAUAACUUCAUACUCCCCCAUCCAGACCAGAUGUUAAGAAGAAAAAGACAAAAACGCAGGAUUCCCGGCCUUCGCUAGCUCCUGAACAGAAAGUUUCGCCAAACAAUGUGCCCAUUAUUCGUAGCUCAAUUCGAUUGCAGUUUAGAAACCGUAUUCCGCCUGAUGCUCCAUCCGACGCGCAAAAAUACGACCGAUGGAAAUUUGGAACUGAUAGCAACACUUUUCCAGUGGCUGGCAGUUCAGCAUCAACAUCACCAUUGUGUCCACCUCAUGUUUCAUCAUUCCCAUUGCUAGCUAAACCUACAUCGCCUGUGCCCAUCAGUGCUUUCCCGCCUAGGACUGCCUCCAAAUUUGGGACCAAUCGCAAACUAACAGCGGCCGAGCAAAACACGCGAAUAAGAACUUCACCUCUUCACCAGGACAAUUUAAGAAUCCAAAAGACCAAGCACCCAUCGUUAGCGCUGCAAUGGAACAUGAACGGCUAUUUCAACAACCUUGCAGACUUGGAACUGCUAAUAGAAAAAUCUACACCGGUAGUAAUAGCCAUCCAGGAGGUUCACAGAGCAGACCCCACAACUAUGAGAAAAACGUUGCAAGGCCAGUACGAAUGGAUACUGAAAGGCGGAGCAAAUAUUUAUCAGUCUGCAGCAAUCGGAAUUCAUACGUCAACAACGUACGUUGAUGUUAUCCCGCCUUCCGAUCUAAUCGCAGUGGCAGCCAGAAUCGAAUCUCCUCUUCCAGUAACAAUCGUCAGCAUCUAUAUACCAACACCGGAUUGCUUCAAUCUCGAACAGCGCCUGUGCAAACUUCUCGACCAACUCCCUCCAGCUUAUCUCGUCCUUGGAGACUUUAACGCGCACCACGUCAGUUGGGGUUCACAAAGGAACAAUGACAAGGGCUCCGAAAUUCUCCGAGCUUCGGAGAAGGCAAAUCUUAGAAUACUUAAUGACGGUUCCCCCACCUUUUCGCGUCCACAAAUCAGUUCUGCUAUAGACAUAUCUUUCGCAAGUGAGAAUUUCAUCGGCCGCCUUCAGUGGUCGAUUGCUGAUGACCCCCUGGGUAGCGAUCAUCACCCAAUAUCAAUCUACUGCGACCACACUGCACCAAAAACAACCAGACGCCCUCGAUGGAAGUAUGAGCUGGCCGACUGGCAAUCUUUCCAAGACAUCAUCGAAAUCAGUCCGAUAGAUGAUGACACGCCACUUGAUGAUCUAAUGAAUACAAUCCAUGCUGCAGCAUCCGAAAUAGUCCCGAAAACAAGUCCAAACGCUGGACGCCGGGCACUAAGAUGGUGGUCACCCGAAACCAACGCCGCUAUAAAACUAAGAAGAAAGGCUCUCAGAAAAAUGAAAUGGAUUCCAAAAAACCACCCAGAUGCUGAAGCAGUAGCUGCAGACUAUCGUUCCAAACGGAAUGCUUGUCGCGAUACAAUCCGUUCCGCGAAACGCAAAUCUUGGGACGACUUCCUGAACGGAAUAAGCACUCAAAGCACAACAUCCGAGCUUUGGAAGAGCAUAAUCGCGUUGCAGGGGAAACGCAGCACCAAUGGUAUCGCUAUUAGCACACGGAGCGGAAUCACGAGGGACCCGAAAGCAGUUGCGGAUAUUCUUGGCGGUUUCUUUGCUAAGCUAAGUGCUCGAAGUAGUUACAGCCGUGAGUUCACCCGACUCGAUGCGUUUUCGAUUACCAUCGAAUCUAUCGAGCCCCCAGUCUCCUGGAAAUCGUUUGGACAAACCACAGACAAACAGACGUAUCACUUGGAACAAUUUGCGAUAAAAAUCAUCGUCACGAAAACAUAAUCACCCAAUGCUAACCAGGCAGUGUUACGCAAACCACUCAGUAGGUGGCAGUAGUGAGCAAAUGUCAAACAGUAGCACAAACGAUGUAAGCGCCGUGACCGAGCGAUUUGCGAACUACAAAAUAUUUGAACUAACCGUUAAAAAGGGUAACGAUGAGAAGUGAGUAGAGUGAGACGUCUGUUUGUCUGUGGACAAACCUUUCUCUCCUGCCGAAUUAUCGUUCGCACUAAGUAGCGGAAGAGGGAAAUCAGCUGGAGCCGAUGAAAUAGGGUAUCCACUGCUGCGUCAUCUGCCGCCCAUUGGCAAAAGAGUCUUGCUGAAGAACUACAAUCGAAUUUGGACAGAGAGAACUUUUCCUACUCAAUGGCGACAUAGCCUGGUCAUCCCAAUCCCCAAAAAGGACGCAAACCAUACCGAACCUAGCGGAUAUCGCCCCAUCUCCCUGACUAGCUGCUGCAGCAAGGUCAUGGAACGCAUGGUCAAUCGAAGACUGUCACAAUUCAUACGAGACAACGAACUCCUCGACCAUCGACAGCACGCAUUUCGGCAAGGAUGUGGCACAAAUACCUAUUUCGCAACUCUAGGUCAAGUUCUAGAUGACGCCCUUGGAAAUGGCCUUCAUGUGGACUUGGCCACGUUGGACCUUUCGAAGGCGUACAAUCGCACUUGGACU
Messenger RNA from Aedes albopictus (Asian tiger mosquito), 13288 nucleotides. RefSeq lists its product as uncharacterized. The record is from RefSeq and is a predicted model, not a curated record. The transcript is spliced from 2 exons. NCBI's taxonomy places the organism in Eukaryota, Metazoa, Arthropoda, Insecta, Diptera, Culicidae. The coding region runs from base 1338 to 2747 and encodes 469 amino acids.